Colletotrichum destructivum is the source of this 1431-nucleotide messenger RNA. RefSeq names its product Putative major facilitator superfamily, MFS transporter superfamily. Gene Ontology annotation, molecular function: transmembrane transporter activity. Lineage: Eukaryota; Fungi; Ascomycota; Sordariomycetes; Glomerellales; Glomerellaceae. Gene Ontology annotation, biological process: transmembrane transport. Gene Ontology annotation, cellular component: membrane. The transcript is spliced from 4 exons. The coding region runs from base 1 to 1431 and encodes 476 amino acids. The record is from RefSeq and is a predicted model, not a curated record.
AUGUCCGCCAAGAUGGACAAUUCCACGAAAGAGAUCACCGUCGAAGUGGUUAGCCACGGCUCUGCUAUUUCGACUGAUGGUGGCGACCACAAGGCGGAAAGCAGGAUCCGUCUCAAGACCGAUCUAUGCGUCAUUCCACUGGCUGCACUCAUCUUCAUGUUCUGCUUCAUCGACCGGUCCAACAUUGGCAACGCUCGCCUGGCGGGGCUGGAAAGGGAUCUCAGCCUCGUCGGCUACGACUUCAACUCGGUGAACACCAUCUUCUACGUCUCGUACAUCGUCUUCGAGAUCCCUUCCAACGUCCUCUGCAAGAUCGUCGGCCCCGGCUGGUACCUCCCGGGGCUCACUGUUCUCUUUGGCCUCCUUACCGUUGCCAGCGCCUAUGUGAACAACUACUCGCAGCUGGCGGCCUGCCGGUUCCUCCUCGGCAUUGCAGAGGCUGGCAUCAUGCCGGGUUUGUCGUACUAUCUCUCCCGCUUCUACACGCACUCGGAGCUCACCUUUCGCCUCUCGCUCUACAUCGUCAUGGGGCCCCUCGCCGGUGCUUUCGGCGGUCUUCUGGCAUCCGCCAUCUUACGACUCCAAGGUUUCGGUGCCCGGAUUCCUGCGGGAUCCUGGCGCGCCAUAUUUGCCGUGGAAGGCAUCUUGACGGUCGCCGUGGGUUUGCUCUCCCUGGUCAUCUUGACUGAUAGACCCGAGACGGCCCGCUUUUUGAGUCUCGAGGAGCGUGAGAUCGCCGCCAACCGCUUGAAAGAAGAGAGGAUCGGCACCACCGUCAUCUUGGACACGAUCAGCAAGACCAAGAUGAUCAAGGGAGCCAUCAAUCCGGUCACGGCCACCACGUCCAUCUGCUUCAUGUUCUGCAGUCUCUCGAUCCAGGGUCUCGCUCUCUUCGCCCCGACGAUUGUCAGGUCCAUCUACCCCGAUGCCAGUGUCACUCGUCAGCAGCUAUUGACUGUCCCUCCGUACGCCUUCGGAGCCGUCUGCCUCUUGUCCAUGUGCUUCGCCAGCUGGAAGCUCAACAGACGCCAGGUCUUCAUGACGACGGCUCGGUACGCGGCCGUCUUUCUCAUGGCGAGCACGUCCUUCAUUCUCGGACCCCUCUGCCAUUCGCAGGCCAGCGCCAACGUCAGCUCCGACACGGCCAGGAACAUGUCCAUCGCGAUCUGCAUGUUCUUUGGCAACAUCGGCAGCCUGGUCUCCACGUGGUCCUUCUUGCCCAGCGAUGCGCCCAACUACCCCAUCGGCUGCGGUCUGAACUUGGCGACGUCCACGCUCAUCAUGGUCACCGCCGCCGGAACGUGGGUAUGGAUGCGCCGGGACAAUAGCAGGCGGGACCAGAAGAACGUCGACGCCGAGCUCGCUUCUUUGAACUCGGAAGAGGCGGAGCAGCUUGAAUGGAAACAUCCUGCUUUUCGCUGGAGGCUUUAA